Pistacia vera is the source of this 703-nucleotide messenger RNA. RefSeq lists its product as uncharacterized. Bases 1 to 588 code for a protein of 195 amino acids. The record is from RefSeq and is a predicted model, not a curated record. NCBI's taxonomy places the organism in Eukaryota, Viridiplantae, Streptophyta, Magnoliopsida, Sapindales, Anacardiaceae. The transcript is spliced from 5 exons.
AUGGAACUCAUUUUCAAAGAUGUCUUUUUUCACUCUUUUACUUUUGCUAAUUGCAGGUUUAUCUUUUCAAAAGCCCGUAAGUAUAGACUGCAAUGCUAUUACACAGAAUCAGGUAUCUUAAAUGACAUAUUCAAUGUUUCUCGGUACUGGAAGUCUGGUAAGUAUCAUCAGUCAAAUCAGUGGCUGCAUGGUUGGUUGAGAAGGGAAAUCCAAGCUCUGAUGCAGGAGGAAGAUGUUGAAAUUGUUGUGCAUCACAUAGUUGGUGUGGUUGAUUCAUUUUUGAGGAGAAACGAGCAUAUGAGACGAGUAGAAAAACCUGAAGCAAAACAACAAGACUUGAAGGCUCUAGUCUCUGAUGCGGCAAGACCUUUUCUAAUGGCAAGAACAGAUCGAUUUGUGAACGAGAUGGAACCUUUUCUUGCUUCUGGGUUUAACAUUGAAGCCUAUGAUGCAGUCUACAUGCAACGGUUGGGUUGGAACACUCCCAGAGUAACUAUCGAGUCCACGGAAAGGGAAUCCAGUGGGCAGGCCCCUGUAAUAGUCCCAUACUUGUAUAUCUUCGAUGAGGAUUCGGAUGGAACUGAUUGAAUGUUUUCUUACUAUUUCUGAAGUUUGUAUUGACUUCCAUUAUUAUGAGUUGAUACUUUGUUGCCAGUUCUUGAUAUUUGAAGUCAGAAGAGGAUCCUUGCCUUGAAUCAAUUGA